CUUCUUGAAAACUUCCUGUGCCUUCUUUAUUACCAACCAGUCAGAUAUAUUGGUUAAAGUCCAAACUCUGAAGAAGCCACCGAAAACUCGUGUGCAUUCAAUUGGUAGAAAAUUAAAGACGAAAAAAACCUUUUUUAUUCGAGUUCUCUGCUUGUUUGUUCUUCCAUUUCUCUGAUUAUUGGCGGAUUUUCAGCGUAUUUGUUAGAUUUUCUUCUUCUGAUGCCUUGCAGAUAAGUUAAAGAAAUGGGAAUUGGAUUAGAGGAACUUAGAAGUUGAAAUUUGGAGUUACUUAUGGGGAAUUUUGAUUGAUUGAAAGAAGGUGUAUGAGUGGGGAGGAAGUUUUGUUCUGUUCUUGAUUUCUUAUUGGUGUUUCUGGGAAUUUGGUUUGAGUUUCUUGGAGUUGGGCAUGAUGAAUGUAGUGGGGAGAGUUGGUAAUUUAAUCACUCAAGGUGUUUUAGCAAUUGCUGUCCCUUUCCAUCCAUUUGGAGGAGCCAUUGAUGUAAUUGUGGUUCAGCAGCGAGAUGGAACUUUUCGGAGCACGCCGUGGCACGUUCAAUUUGGUAAGUUUCAGGGCGUGCUCAAGGGUGCGGAGAAGGUUCGUAUAACUGUUAAUGGCGUCGAGGCUGAUUUUCAUAUGUAUCUUGAUAGUUCGGGCGAGGCCUAUUUUACAAGAGAAGUUGAUUCGAGCAAAGGAAGUGAUGGUAAUAUGAAUGAUUCGAUUUUAGAUGAUAGGACGAAUGGUGAUUGCAAGAAUAAUGGAAACCAGGAUGUUCUUGACUCUUGUAUACAAGAACAUGGUACGGAUGAUUCCGGUGUGCAAAUGCAAGACGAACCGAGUACAUUGUACUCUGAAAGAAACGAGAUGGCAGAAUCUGGUGGCGAGAGGAUAUUUUGUUUCCAAGAUGAACAGUCUCCAUUAGACGAUUUGGUUGAGAUUUCAGAUGAUAGGUCAAAUCAAUGUACAAAUAUAGAAAUUGUAAAAUCACACAAUGAGAAGUCGGAAGUCAUUUCAGGGAGUGUGGAUGGUCAUGCACCAACUUAUUUCUUAGCCUCAAAAAAGGUUACGGAGAAAAUGCAAUUAAAUCCACUUCAAAAUCAACAUGCUCUUGGUAAUAGGAUGGAUUUUAGUGAAGGUAAUGAGAAGUUCGAUUAUGGGGAUGAUCCUCGGCCUUGUAAUUGUAAUAAUCUUAAUGCAUCCAAAAGUGAUGUUGAUUUAUAUAACAUUUGCAGUGCCAACAAUGAUACUGACGAUAUCGAGUACCAGCUGGAAGUUUGUGAAGGAGAUGACGAACAUGUUUUUCAUUCAAAAAACCAGGUGGAUAUCACUGGUGGAGGCAAUAUGGAUUGGGUUUCUAACUCCUGUAUGGAACUAGCAGAACGUGGUCAAUUCAAUUCAGAAAAUGUCACAUUAUCAUUGGCAGCUGAUACUUCCGAAGCCAAAGGCAAUGAAAAUCCUCCAAGAGUUGAAACUGUAAAAGAGCGUGCUGUUGCAUUCAUCAACAAUGAGUUAUCACAACUAAGUGGUUGUGAUUCCUUGAGCACCUGUUCAUCUCCAGAUUUACCUGUUACAGGCAUCCCAGCUGAGAAGCUGACAAACUCAAAAAAUAUGGAUCAAACUGACCCAUCAUUUUAUUUUGACAGUGAUCACAUACAAUUGAAGAUUGAUCAUGAAGGUGGAGAACUAGAAAGAUCUGUGCUCAAGAAUGAAUAUGAACGUGAGCUUCCAAAAUCUUGCUCAUCGAAGGAAAGGACAGAUGGUGCCCAACCCAUGAAGUUUGAAAUUUCACUUUGUGGAAGUAAACUUUGUUCGGGUAUGGGAUUGAGCGCUGCGGCUGAAGCAUUUGAUGCUCAUCGCGUAUCUGCUCAGGAAUUUGGAAGCUCUGCCACAUCAAUUAUACGGAAUGAAAAUCUAGUAAUUCGAUCUCGAGGGAGGUACUGGCAUUGGGAUAAAGUGGCUCCAGUAGUGCUGGGAAUGGCAGCAUUUGGAAUGGAUUUACCUGUGGAUACCAAGGAUUCGAUUCCCGUGGAACAAGAUGACUCAACUAGGCCUGAAAACGAGGAAGCUGAGAAUAUCUCCACUCCAUCUGGAAAUAGAUGGAGACUUUGGUCUACUCCAUUUCGGAGGGUUAAAAAAAAUGAGCUCAACGGCGAUGACACAUCUAACGAGGAGGUGUUUCUUGACACAGAAUCUGAGUUCCCGAGUCCAACUCUAACAUCCCAAUGUGACAUCGAUACUCCUCGCAAGCAAAUUUCAAGGACAUAUAUUCCAACUACUGAGCAGAUAGCAUCUUUGAAUUUAAAAGAAGGUCAAAAUAGGAUCAAAUUCACCUUUCCUACAAAGGUUCUUGGAGUGCAAAAGGUUGAUGCUCAUAUUUACUUGUGGAAGUGGAAUGCACGAAUUGUAAUUUCAGAUGUCGACGGGACGAUAACCAAAUCUGAUGUCUUAGGCCAAUUCAUGCCUUUGGUUGGAAUGGACUGGACACAAUCUGGGGUCGCUAGACUUUUCUCGGCUAUUAAGGAUAAUGGAUAUCAGCUACUAUUUUUGAGUGCCCGUGCAAUCGUUCAGGCCUAUUUGACACGAAGUUUUUUGCUCAACCUAAAACAGGAUGGAGAAGCUUUACCUGAUGGCCCGGUUGUUAUUUCUCCAGAUGGACUAUUUCCUUCAUUGUACCGUGAAGUAAUUAGAAGAACCCCUCACGAAUUUAAGAUUGCCUGUUUAGAGGAGAUUAGAAGACUUUUCCCUUCUGAUCAUAACCCGUUCUAUGCGGGCUUCGGUAACCGAGAUACCGACGAGCUAAGUUACAUGAAGAUGGGGAUCCCAAAAGGCAAAAUAUUUAUAAUCAAUCCUAAGGGAGAGGUGAUGAACAGUUAUAGCAACAAUGCGAAAUCAUAUACGUCCUUGCUCGCACUCGUCAAUGAAAUAUUUCCACCGGCCUUGUCAGUCGAACAGGAAGAUUUCAAUGAGUGGAACUACUGGAAAAUGCCUUUACCUGAGGUUGAUUAGCAGCACCAGCUACAUUAGUUAGGAAAUAUGAGAUAAAAAAAUUUCUUUAACCACAAGAAAACUUUGUUAAGCUUGUUAUGGUAGAAGUUUGCAUCUUUGCCCAAAAAAUGUUAAUAGAACAUUUGGGUAAUGUUAAGAUUAAUCAAUCAAAAUCACAUAAAUAUAUAUCUUAGAGUUCAAUAUUUUGUUUCUGUAUAAAGUUUAUUUAUAGUGAAUAUUGUCAUAUUUGUUGUAACUUAAAAACAUUUAUAAAUCUGAUUAUUCUUUUACCCUAAA
Messenger RNA from Benincasa hispida (wax gourd), 3280 nucleotides. RefSeq names its product phosphatidate phosphatase PAH1-like. Gene Ontology annotation, molecular function: phosphatidate phosphatase activity. The record is from RefSeq and is a predicted model, not a curated record. Lineage: Eukaryota; Viridiplantae; Streptophyta; Magnoliopsida; Cucurbitales; Cucurbitaceae. Gene Ontology annotation, biological process: lipid metabolic process.